Messenger RNA from Haplochromis burtoni (Burton's mouthbrooder), 2174 nucleotides. It is a transcript of the gene mapkapk3, whose product is annotated as MAPK activated protein kinase 3. Gene Ontology annotation, biological process: intracellular signal transduction; protein autophosphorylation; response to cytokine. The record is from RefSeq and is a predicted model, not a curated record. Lineage: Eukaryota; Metazoa; Chordata; Actinopteri; Cichliformes; Cichlidae. Gene Ontology annotation, cellular component: nucleus; cytoplasm. The transcript has 10 exons. Gene Ontology annotation, molecular function: calcium-dependent protein serine/threonine kinase activity; ATP binding; mitogen-activated protein kinase binding. The coding region runs from base 460 to 1698 and encodes 412 amino acids.
GGGUGGCGCUUAAAUUACUGUGACAGCGACUGGCCAUGUGAAUGCAGCUGAAGGAGUUAUCAGCGGGAAACCGAGAUCAACAGAUAAUCGUCACCACUGCCUCUUUUUUUUUUUUUACCCCCAAACACGUCUGACUGGAAUUUUCUUAAAUGGUUCAUUUGCGCUCAAAUUCUUUUUUAGAUUUUCUCUCACGGGCCACCCCGGAUCGCUAAAGUUCAGAGAGCUACAUUUAAAGAAUAGAAUUAUAGUGUAGUUUCCCCAAAUGGACUCUGACUUGUAAGCCUGUGUGAAGAUAGAGUGGAGUCACUGUGGUAGAGUCCGCACGGGACAGGCGGAUGCGUUAGAGGUCUCAGCUUUACGCAUUUACCGGAGGAGGGCUGGACUCAUCGCGUUAAUCCGGAGAGUUGCUCACAGUUUGUCCCUCUGUGCACCGCUGUUGACAGCAAGCCGGUGUAAAACAUGCUGCAAAAUGGAAACGGAAAGCAAAAAGCUCCGCAACCGCCAAAUACUGGUGGGACAGAGUCAGACUCCACGGAUGGCAACCCGAAACUGCAGCAAGAGCAGCCGGCAGUUCUCCCAGCCGCCGACAAGAAGGACGCAGAGUCCACACACUUCCCCAUGCCCACUUACCCUAAACUGGAGAUAAAGCGAAACGCGGUGACGGACGAUUAUAAAGUCUCCAAUCAGGUUCUGGGCUUGGGGAUCAACGGCAAAGUCCUCGAGUGCUUUAACAAGAAAACUGGAGAGAAGUGCGCGCUAAAGAUUCUCUAUGAUAGUCCCAAAGCGAGGCGAGAGGUGGAGCUCCACUGGCGAGUGUCAGGAGGGCCGUACAUCGUUCGCAUCCUGAGCCUCUACGAGAACAUGUAUCACGGGAAGAAGUGCUUGCUCAUCAUCAUGGAGUGUAUGGAGGGAGGAGAGCUGUUCAGCAGAAUCCAGGCCAGAGGAGACCAGGCGUUCACUGAAAAAGAGGCAUCAGAGAUUAUGAGGGACAUCGGCACGGCCAUCGAUUUUCUCCACAACAUUGAUAUCGCGCACAGAGACAUCAAGCCAGAGAACCUGCUGUACACAAGUAAAGAGAGAAAUGCGGUCCUCAAACUGACAGACUUUGGCUUUGCAAAGGAGACCACGCUGCACAAUCCUUUGCAGACUCCUUGUUAUACUCCGUACUAUGUGGCUCCCGAGGUUCUGGGUCCAGAGAAGUACGACAAGUCAUGUGACAUGUGGUCUCUGGGCGUCAUCAUGUACAUCCUAUUGUGCGGCUUCCCUCCGUUUUACUCGAAUACAGGCCAAGCCAUUUCUCCUGGGAUGAAGAGGAGGAUCAGGAUGGGCCAGUAUGAAUUUCCUAAUCCAGAGUGGUCGGAGGUGUCACAGGAAGCAAAAGAUUUGAUCCACCAACUACUGAAGACAGACCCUAACGAGAGAAUGACCAUCACCCAGUUUAUGAACCACCCCUGGAUCAAUCAGUCCAUGAUGGUUCCUUCCACUCCCCUGCACACCACACGGGUCCUGACAGAAGACAGAGAGAUGUGGGAGGACGUGAAGGAAGAGAUGACCAGCGCUUUAGCGACCAUGCGUGUGGACUAUGACCAGGUGAAGAUCAAAGAUCUCGACACCUCCAGCAACCCUCUGCUCAACAAGAGGCGCAAGAAGGCCGCUGCGGGGGGCAAGAGUGGGUCCACGGUAUGCCAGAGUCAGUGAGGCAAGGAUGAGCUUUGGUGGAAGGUUCAAGAGGUGCUUUAGACUUCUGAGAGACUCAACUUCAAGCAAGUGCGCUCUAAAAUAAGAGACAUUAGGAACGCCAGAGUUAAACCUGGAUAUUUCGGGGACGUGGAGACGUGAUAUCACCUGUCUGUUGUCACCGCAGGCCUCUCUGUUUUUAAUUAUUUUGUGUAAUAAUGUCUUUUCUUUUUUGGGGAGGGGGCUGGGCUGUUUGUAAGAGUACCUGUGUGUAGAGAUAUUUGUAGUGGUAUAUGUUGUGUACUUGAAUGCUGGAUUUACCUGUCUAUGGUGUAACUAUGCAGUUGUGUGCAGAUCACACUCAAAGAAACUAACUGUGGACAGACUGUGAAACUAAAAGGCUCAUUAUUGUCUUUUGUCUUAAUAUCGUCCUUCGUUUGCUGCCUUCCUUUUAGGAUUCAAAAUCCUAAAAUGUUAAUAAAAUGUAGCCUCCACAA